This is a messenger RNA of Cyprinus carpio (common carp), 2152 nucleotides long. Its product is annotated as gremlin-2-like. NCBI's taxonomy places the organism in Eukaryota, Metazoa, Chordata, Actinopteri, Cypriniformes, Cyprinidae. Gene Ontology annotation, biological process: animal organ morphogenesis. The record is from RefSeq and is a predicted model, not a curated record. Gene Ontology annotation, molecular function: receptor ligand activity; BMP binding.
GGAUGAGAACUUGAGUGCUGCAGAUCAGAGAGCGAGACAGGCAGAGAAACUGAGAAGAGAGAGAGAGACAAUAUGUUUUCAGGACUGGCUGAUUAACAGUGGGCUUCUGGGGGAGGUAUCAGAGAGUGCAAGACCAAAAGAGAGGAGGGAGGGAGAAAGAGAGAGGUGUAGAUGAAUCUUUUUGUAAAUUGUAUAGAACUGAUGAUUUUCCUCCUUCUCUCUUCACACUCACACUUCUUUUCGGAGAGCCACUGGGAUGUGACAGUAAAUCAUAGAGAAGAUGAUUCAAAGACUCACCGGGAAGGACUCAGUGAAACAGAAUGCAAGCUGGAUGCCACAUAAAUGAGUGAAACUGGGGUAUUAUUAACCAUAAAGCGUGACUGCUUCAGUUUGGCCUCUGCAGAGCUGGACUCAAACAAGAAAGGUUGGUGGAGACGUACACGGCACAAUCUUAAGAAGAGCUUCGAGAAAGGUUCUGUACUUCUGAUGGAUAUCCACGCUGCUUUUCUACAUUUGGAGCUCUGAAGCUUGGCUCUGACCUGCUGCUUGACCUUUGCCCUCUGAGUGACCUCUUAAGGAAUCACAACAAUAAAACGUGCCUUGGGACUCCAGAUCUACAGGAUGUUCUGGAAGCUGGCAAUACCUGCCAUUUUGGCAUGGACCCUUUUUCUAUCCACAGAGACCAAGAGGACACGCCCCCAAGGUUCUAUCCCCUCCCCUUACAAGCUAAAAGGCAAUGAUUUAUCAUCACCAACCCACACACUAGCAUCACUGCCCCAGCAUACAUCUGCACGACGACAGAAAGGCAAACAUGACAUGUUGUCAUCGAGUCAUGAGGCCCUGGUGGUCACUGAGAGGAAGUACCUGAAGAGCGACUGGUGUAAAGCACAGCCAUUACGUCAAACAGUGAGUCUGGAGGGCUGCCUGAGCCAAACAGUCAUCAACAGGUUCUGCUACGGCCAGUGUAACUCCUUCUACAUCCCACGCCACCUGACAUCUCAAACCUCACAUCGAAGUCGAAAAACAUCCUCCAUGCCAGACCACAACACUUCAUUCCAGUCUUGUGCGUUCUGCCGGCCAAGCCGGAUAACCACGGUCACUGUAAGGCUUCACUGUCCUGGGCUACAGCCACCGUACCGGCAACGAAAAUUGCAGCGGAUCAAGCAGUGCAAAUGUGUGUCUGUUAACAUCAGUGCUUUGUACUGAGAAGGCACACAUAUGAAACAAUGCUUUACAGUGUUCCUUUUGGAAAGACUAGGGCCACCCAACAAUUAAUGUGUGAAAUGUGCCAAAGACAACAGCUAAUCAGAAGACUGGCCACCUUCAUUAUGUCUGGAGUGUACCAAGUUUGCUACCCAGGAAUCCUUAAUAGCAGCCGAGCAGCGAUGGAACACAAAGCUGGAUUUUUCUUCUUUUUGGACAAAUAUAAUGAAGCUGAGAGUUCAAUUACAUACACGACUGAAACAGUAAAUAACGUUUGUGUGUUUUAAGUGAACAGUGUUUGACCUUUUCUUUAACAAAACAUGGAGCGUCUGUAUUCCAGCGAUCUCCUGCUUUACCUCAGCAAUGCUGAUUCUCUGUAGAGUGCAACAGUCAGGGUUCCAGAAGUAAAAUUAUGUCAUUGGGAUUGUAGUCAUUUUUCUCAUUCAAAUUAAGUGCACAGUUCAUGUCUUUUUCAAAUGUUUUUUUUUUUUCUUCAUGAUUCACUUCUUAGCUGGUUGGUUUAACUCUUUAACAAAAACGUUUAAAAAAAAUCCCUGUAUGAAAAAUGAAUGUAAGAAAUACUUUUGGAACCAAGGCUGCUGAAAUAUUAGGAGGUCACUGUUGCACUCUAUUAGUCUUGAUACUUGAGAACAGUGGAAACGGUCUGAUCACAAUCUAUCUUCACCAUCUUGUAUUACCUACCCAGCUGUUGUAUAUAUCAGAGCAAAUGAAGGACAGAAGAAGACAUGAAAGGAUGCUGGGUGACUUUGGACCUUAUCAACAGGAAAUUAGAGGGGGGUGCUAUAUUUUGACUAAGGACAGGCUGUCAGUUGGGGAUAAACUAUAUUUUGACUUUGAUUAAGCCUGUAAAGAGUUUGAGCCUUACUGUUGUUAUGAUGAGACACAAUGUGCACAACAUAAACUGAGAUUCAUAAUGGUUUAAAUGCUU